Molecule: messenger RNA, 726 nt
Organism: Cladophialophora yegresii CBS 114405
Lineage: Eukaryota; Fungi; Ascomycota; Eurotiomycetes; Chaetothyriales; Herpotrichiellaceae
Exons: 1
Coding region: 1-726 (241 amino acids)
Source: RefSeq, a predicted model, not a curated record
AUGUACACUCAAUCCAUCGUCGCCGGUCUCCUCAGCAUUGCCGCCUUGACUACUGCCGCACCUCUCACUGCUCGCACCGAGUCCGGCACCUAUGCCUCGAAUAAUGGCACAUUGAUCACCACUUCAAGCACUCUGACAAUGGGCGUCACCUCAAGCGCCAGCACCAGCCCUGUCUCGAGCACCCCCGCCCCGGCGCCCUCCUCCAACACUGGAGCACAGCCUGUCGCCUCGAUCCUCCCAGACUUCACCUCGCAGUACACCGCUUCCACGGGCGCCAUCGACUUCCACACCUCCCGCGGCCUGGUCUCCCGGCUCCCCCAAGACGGCGGCAAAGACAUCACCACGCUCGUCACGUUCGAGUUGCCAACCCAGUACGCCGACCACGAAUGCCAACUCAUUUUCGACCAGGGCAACGAUCCGUCAGGCUACGUCACGGGCACGGGCAAAGCACAGCUCUUCACUUCCCUAGCCUCGGCCGACGAAGACUCAGCGACAUGGCCGAGCGGGAACUUGAGAAACCAGAACCUGGGCACGAUUCAGCUGAGUGCCACCGGUCGCGCCGUGUGGGAGGCUGGGUCUGGGCCGGGCGCCACUGUUGAGGGGAAGUUCCCGUGCUCCAAUAUCGCGGGGAAGGUUUAUGGUGGUGAGAUCGUGCCGGUGGGUGACGCGGACACUAUCAGCUGGAUUGUCGGUCGGGGUGACGGGCCGAAGAUCUUGGUUUGGUGA